Messenger RNA from Dinoponera quadriceps, 14162 nucleotides. It is a transcript of the gene Dhc1, whose product is annotated as dynein heavy chain 5, axonemal. Gene Ontology annotation, cellular component: dynein complex. Bases 1 to 13839 code for a protein of 4612 amino acids. Gene Ontology annotation, biological process: microtubule-based movement. The record is from RefSeq and is a predicted model, not a curated record. Lineage: Eukaryota; Metazoa; Arthropoda; Insecta; Hymenoptera; Formicidae. Gene Ontology annotation, molecular function: ATP binding; dynein light intermediate chain binding; dynein intermediate chain binding. The transcript has 34 exons.
AUGUUCGUGCAAGCGCCGCAAGUCAUUAAGCAGAGAUCGGACGGGAAUUCCGAUGAUGCUAGCGACGAGGAAGGUCCCGAGGAUAUUCUCCAGAAACGGCGGGAGGAAUGCGAGAGGAAGGCGAGGCGAGGGGAGAUGGACCCUCGCUUGGAGUUCGCUUUCCAACUCUUGAUGGAUGCAACACAGUUGUCCCGGCACGAGGUGAUGGACCAUGUCUUUGAGGGCGACAUGUUGGACGAAAUUAACCUGCUGUUUGUCCCGCACAUGAGAUCCACCCUCGUCUGGUACUAUCAGGAAGUGGAGGAGCCAGAGCCUCCGACCGACACGGUACAACCGAAAACUGUGACCUCCAGGUCAGCCCCGAAUGCGACGGCAGCGAAAGUCAAGGAACAGAAGGAGCCGAAGGAACCGUCGAAGAAGAAGCUCUUCCUGACUGAUGGCUGGCAAGUGCCUUGCACGGGCAUCUGCAUAUAUAUGUUCAGAAUCAACGUGUCGAAGCCACUGCCCGAAGAAGGCUUCCAGAAGGACCUCUACACAGGUGUGAUAGAUACGAUGAAAGUAGGCGUGAUAACGUCCAUCCAGCGAGUCGUGGAACAAGUGUUCAUGGACGCGUUAGCGCACCCCGGCGCCGAAGGUGAGGACGAUUGCACGAUGAUCAAGACUCUCUUGCUGCCAGGCUUGCGAUCCUUUUGCAGCGCUCUCAAAGUUUGCGAAAAGGUAGCGCUCGAGAGCAGCAUAUUCAGCGACGGCGAGCCAAUGAUGACGGAAGUGCACAACUUCGAGGAAGCGAAGAUCUUCGUGGCGAAGGACAACGCCGUGGAGCAGAUCGAGGAGAGGGUGAGGGUCUGGAUAAAGAGACUCAAGGACUUCAUGGCGGAGAGCAAGCAGGAUCAUGAGGUCACGAUGUCUCUCCUGUGCCUGCAAGUUGCACGCUCAAAGCUGAUCAAAGACUGGGUCGACGCGGAGGACGAGGUAACCUAUUGUUUCAACGAAGCAAAGGACAAUGCCAAGUUCAUUCAGGCGCUGGAGAAGUGCUGUCAUUGCCUCUACCUCGACGAUCCAACUGUUCGGCUCAUAUACAGCGUCUCGAGAUACUACAACACUUCGGAGAGGACUAGUUCCUUGAUGAUUAAGAUCACGAAUCAAAUGAUCGCUGCUUGUCGAGAUUACGUCACAAAGAGAGGCCGUGAAACAGUUUGGGGCCAAGAUCGAGUUGCCGCACGAUCGCGAUUGAAACAUUGCCUACGUUUAAACAAAGCCUACAGGGAGACGUACAGGCUGGUUCGUUGCUCGCCGGCGGUGACGGAACAAGAAUUCUCUUUCUCAGAGACGCACGUUUUCGGCCGAUUUGACGCCUCCUGCGCUAGAAUUCGCAAGAUUCUCACUAUGUUUGACCUCAUACAGGACUACCAAACACUCUUCGAAAGACGAAUGGAGGGACUGCUUCUCGGAGAAGCAUUGGACGAGGCAAUGAAAACCUUUGAAGAAGCUAAGAAGAUUGCGACUAGCAAAUCCUACGAUUACCUGGACCCGAGAAACACCGACUUCGACACGGACUACGAUGACUUCAUGACGAAAACCGACACGUUGAAAGAGAGCAUCGGCGAGAUCAUCGAGAAGAAUUACGCCGAUGUGUGGGAAACACCACAGGGAAUACGGUUUUUGACGCGAUUUGAAAAGGUCAGUGAGAAAAUACCGCUCGCGAAAUUGGAGGAAAAGUACAACGUCGUCGUGAGGUAUUGCGACAGAGAGAUAGACCGGGUUUUGAAACUGUUCAGACGGCAGAGAGACGACCCACCGUUACCAAGACACAUGCCGCCCAUAGCAGGACGACUGACUUGGGCAAAUUCCUUGAAAGUGCAUCUGGACGAGUUGACGACGUCCGUGUCGAAUCAUCCUGUUUUGAAGACCUUACCACUGACCGGCGAUUUAAUCAAGAGAUAUAAUCACGUCAUCGGGAUUCUUAAGCAAUAUCAGACCGACAUUGCCGAGAUCUGGACGCACCAGAAUUCUUGGAUCAUCGAGGAUUCUUUGAAACGACCGCUGCUGAUAGUCGAUGAGAAAUCGGCGAAGGUGAAGGUGAAUCUGGAAAGUCGAGUCGUUCUCUUGUUCCGCGAGGCCGAUUGCCUGGCAAAGAUCAACCUGGAAAUCCCAAUUGUCGCACUGACGAUAUUAGCGAAGAAAGAUCACUUUACGCUGAUUACGGACUCACUUCAGCUUAUGAUCGAGGAAUUUAUCUCUACCGCCAAGCGCGUGAAGUUGGAGGUUCGGCCUCUUUUAUUACCGCAUUUGGUUUGCGUUGCGUCUCUCUUGGAACCCGGCUUAACAUUCUUAACGUGGACUAAGCCGGAUUGGAAAGAUUUUUGUCAAAACACAAAGGAGCAGAUCAAGACCUUCGAUAUCCUCAUUACAAGAGUGCACGAUGUGUACGACAAUAGGAUCCUGCAAGUGUUGGCGAGUAUGCAGAAAGUGACCUUGCACACUUUGCCCGAAUCCGAGCAGCCGUGGACGAUCGAGGAGUUCGCGGAGAAGAACGAGGAGAUAUGUAGAUCGGCUGCGGUGGAUUUGCAUCGCAAGAGCAUGAUGGUCGAGGAGGCGGUGGAGGAGGUGUUGCAACUUGUUAGAAAGGCCAUAGACAGUUUCAAAAGCACUGCCAAUUCUCAGCAAUUUGACUUUCCCACCGGUGAAGGAGCGGAAGACGGAGAGGCGGCAGAACAAACCGUCCAGCAGGAUUGGUCCGUGGUGUGGAACUGCUUCGAUGACCCCCAUCAAUUACUAACUACACCGGGCGCUUUACCCAAAGGCAUGCAGGAAAUGGUUCGGAACGCGGUAUCCGAGAUGAGACGAUAUUAUUCCAGGAAGGUUGUGGACGUAUUAAUAAAAGUCACCAGGGUAUCUUUGGACGCAAUCAGGAAACGGUUUAUACGGGAACUCGAUUCGGAAGCGUCGCCAAACCCGAUAUUUCUAUUACACGCGACGCUGAUGAUUCCGGCAGUGACGGUCAAGCCGAGCCUGGACGAUGUUCAGGAAGCAUUGACGACGGUCGGAAAGUUUAUCACGGGCGUCGCGAAGGGAGUGUCACAAUGGAGUGUCAAAGAUAGCAAGAACAUGUGGAAGAAUCUGCCAUAUGCGUCCAAAAGAAACCUGGCUGAUGUCGUGCUGCGAGCGCAAAAUAACUCCUCGAAACAGAAGCAGCAAGAACUGGAAGAUUUGAAGACCAGAAGACGCAGGCUUUAUAAGAUUUUUUCCGAGGAGAGACCCGUGUUUCCAGUUCAAAGAACAAAUUUCCACACGAUGGUGAUGGACAACAAGGAGAUCAUUAAAUUGCUCGGCAAUUUGAGCACUUGCACAAUGGAAUUACGACAGGAUCUGACAGAAUUUCUCGAUCGCUGGAAGCCGUACAAGUUUCUUUGGAAGAAUGAGCGCAGCAUGCGAGAACUGUUGCAGAUCUCCCUGUCGGAAUUCGAAGCUACUCUUCGGAAGCACAGCGAGCUCGAAGAUCGACUGGCCACCGAACCGGAUAUGAUCAUAUUCGGCACAUCGAUCGCCGUGUCAACGGAGAAGCUGAAGUACGGUCUCUAUACGGAGAUCAAAGGUUGCACGCACAAGAUCGGACAGGCGAUGAAGAAGAAGUAUCGCCGCGAAAUGGAAUACGUUUACGCGCUGAUGAGCGAGAUGGACCGCAAACUGGACCACCAGAUCCGCGACCUGGACGACGUGCGCCUCAUCAUGGAUACUCUGAAGAAGAUCCGCGAGCAGGAGGUCGACAUGGAGCUGAAGAUCGAUCCUAUAGAAGAGGCCUUCAACAUAGUCACCAGGUACGAGGUGCCCGUGGAUCAGGAAUGUUUGGAACAAGUGGACAACCUGAGAGACACCUGGCAGAAUUUGCUGACGCGGGCGCAAGAGAGCCACGUGCUGCUAUUGACGCUGCAGCCGCAGUUCCAGGACGAUCUGCGGAACAACCUCGAAAAGUUCCGCGCAGAUAACGAGAUGUACUGCGAGGAAUACAGAUCGUCCGGACCGAUGCAGCCGGGCUUGAGUCCGCGAGAUGCCUCCGACAGGCAGAUACUCUUCCAAAACAGGUUUGACGGUAUGUGGCGAAAGUUGCAGACGUACCAGAACGGCGAGGAACUCUUCGGCCUGCCCAUCACGGACUAUCCAGAACUCUCGCAGAUCCGCAAGGAGUUGAAUCUGCUACAGAAAUUGUACAAACUGUACAACGAUGUCAUCGACAGAGUCAGCAGCUAUUAUGACAUUCCAUGGGGCGAGGUCAAUAUCGAGGAGAUCAACAACGAGCUGAUGGAAUUCCAAAACCGUUGUCGCAAGCUGCCGAAAGGGCUGAAGGAGUGGCCGGCGUUCUUCGCGCUCAAGAAGACGAUCGACGACUUCAACGACAUGUGCCCCCUCCUCGAGCUGAUGGCGAACAAGGCCAUGAAGCCACGCCAUUGGCAGAGGAUCGUGGAGGUGACAGGGUACACGUUCGAUCUCGAGAGCGAAGGCUUCUGUCUGAAAAACAUUCUCGAGGCGCCGUUACUGAAGAACAAGGAGGACAUCGAGGACAUCUGCAUAUCGGCGAUGAAGGAGAAGGACAUCGAGGCCAAACUCAGGACGGUCGUGAACGAAUGGUCUUCUCACGAGCUGACGUUCAUGACGUUCAACAACCGUGGGGAAUUGUUGCUGAGAGGAGACACCACCGCGGAGACGAUCGGUCAAUUGGAGGACAGUCUGAUGGUGCUCGGCUCGCUGAUGUCGAAUCGCUACAACGCGCCCUUCAGAAAGCAGAUACAGCAAUGGCUCUCGGACCUGUCGAAUACGAACGAAAUACUCGAGAGGUGGCUGCUCGUGCAGAACAUGUGGGUCUACCUCGAGGCGGUAUUCGUGGGCGGCGACAUCGCGAAGCAAUUGCCGAAGGAGGCCAAGAGGUUCAGCAAGAUCGACAAAAGCUGGCAGAAGAUUAUGCAGCGUGCUCACGAGACGCCCGGCGUUGUACCUUGUUGUGUAGGUGAUGACCUGCUGAAGCAACUCUUGCCGCACUUGCAAGAGCAACUGGAGUUGUGUCAGAAGUCCUUGAGUGGCUAUUUAGAGAAAAAACGCAUGAUGUUUCCGAGGUUUUUCUUCGUCUCCGACCCUGCACUCUUGGAGAUACUCGGCCAAGCGUCCGAUUCUCAUACCAUACAAAAUCAUCUACUUUCUAUCUUCGAUAAUACACGCUACGUCAAAUUCCAUGAUAUCGAGUAUAAUAAAAUGACAGCCAUUGUGUCAUCGGAAGGCGAGACGAUAUUGCUUGAGAGAGCAGUGAGGGCGGAAGGCUCCGUAGAGACAUGGUUGAUGCAGUUGCUGCAGACGUCGCAACUCUCCCUGCAUUCUAUCAUCCGACAAUGCUUCAGUAUGAUCAACGAUGCGAAUUUCAAUUUUCUGGCGUUUCUCGACAAGAUGCCCGCUCAAAUAGGACUGCUGGGUAUCCAGAUGAUUUGGACGCGCGACGGCGAACUGGCCUUGGCUCAAGCUCGCGCAGACAAGAAGAUCAUGAUGGAAACGAACAACAAGUUCCUCGAUCUUUUGAACACCUUGAUCGAUCAGACCACGAGAGAUCUCACGAAGAUGGAACGAACGAAGUUCGAGACCUUGAUCACCAUACAUGUGCAUCAACGUGACAUCUUCGACAUUUUGUGCCGCUUGAACGUGCGAUCCGUGAACGACUUUGAGUGGCUGAAGCAAUGCAGAUUUUAUUUCAAGGAGGACCUGGACAAGACCUCCAUAUGUAUCACGGAUGUUCAAUUCACUUACCAGAAUGAAUACUUGGGAUGUACCGAUCGGCUGGUUAUUACGCCAUUAACAGACAGGUGUUACAUAACUCUGGCGCAGGCUCUAUCGAUGUCGAUGGGAGGAUCUCCUUGCGGUCCGGCAGGAACUGGGAAAACUGAGACCGUGAAGGAUAUGGGGAAGACCCUCGCAAAGUACGUGGUGGUCUUCAAUUGCUCUGAUCAGAUGGAUUAUCGAGGAUUGGGUCGUAUCUACAAAGGGCUGGCGCAGAGUGGCUCAUGGGGUUGUUUCGACGAAUUCAACAGGAUCGAAUUGCCAGUUCUGUCGGUUGCCGCGCAACAGGUCGCCGUGGUGCUCGCCGCGAAGAAGGAGAAGAAGAAGCAGUUCGUCUUCACGGACGGUGAUCAGAUCGAUAUGUGCCCGGAGCUUGGAAUAUUCAUCACUAUGAAUCCGGGAUACGCCGGGCGAAAGGAACUGCCGGAAAACUUAAAGAUACAGUUUCGCACGGUGGCCAUGAUGGUGCCUGACCGGCAGAUUAUCAUUCGGGUGAAACUCGCCAGCUGCGGAUUUCUGGAGAACAUCACCCUCGCUCGGAAAUUCUACACUCUCUACAAGUUGUGCGAAGAGCAAUUGACCAAACAGGUUCACUACGAUUUCGGUCUGCGAAACAUAUUGUCUGUAUUACGGACAUUAGGAGCGGCCAAAAGAAUCAACUCCAAGGAUUCGGAGAGCACGAUCGUUAUGCGCGUUCUACGGGACAUGAAUCUCUCGAAACUUAUAGCCGACCUCUUCCCUAAUCAAGUCCUGGAGAAAACGUCCUACCCGGAAUUAGAGGCAGCCAUUGACGAACAAGUUCAGCAAGCUGGGCUGGUUUACCAUGCGCCGUGGGUGUUGAAGUUAAUACAGCUUUAUGAGACGCAACGCGUGAGGCACGGCAUUAUGACAUUAGGUCCGACAGGUGCAGGCAAGACGACCUGUAUUCACACCUUGAUGAAAGCAUUAACGCAAUGUAGCGAGUCGCAUAAGGAAAUGAGAAUGAAUCCUAAGAGUAUAACAGCAGCCCAAAUGUUCGGCCGAUUGGACGUAGCCACCAACGACUGGACGGAUGGAAUUUUUUCAGCUCUGUGGCGCAAAACGCUGAAAUUAAAGAAAGGCGAGCACGUGUGGCUGGUGCUCGAUGGUCCCGUCGACAGUAUCUGGAUAGAAAAUUUAAAUUCCGUAUUGGACGACAACAAGACGUUGACUCUGGCCAACGGUGACAGAUUGUCGAUGGCGCCGACGUGCAAGAUUAUCUUCGAGCCGCACAAUAUCGAUAAUGCAAGUCCCGCGACUGUUUCGCGAAACGGCAUGGUAUAUAUGAGCUCUUCGGGAUUGGACUGGGAGCCGGUUGUCACUGCAUGGCUGAAGGCACGAUCGACGCUGGAACAAGAAGUACUCGAACAGUUGUUCGCGGAUUCUUUCGCCCAGGUUUAUUUGUGGAGCACUCAGACGCUGAUACUCGCCAUCGACGUUUUACAAUGUAACAUAGUGAGGCAGAUGCUUUGCCUGCUGGAAGGCCUGAUACCAGUCGAGGCGACGUCAGAGGAGGCUGAGGACGAGAACACGGAAAAGGACAAGCCGCAACCGGUAACGGCGGAAUACCUGAAGCACCUCUACGUGUUCGCGUUAGUGUGGAGCGUAGGAGCGUUGUUGGAAACCGCCGAUAGGCUGAAGUACGACAGGUAUCUCCGCGAGAACUUCGACACCUUGGAUCUGCCAACUUCCGAUAGAUACUUGGACGCCACGGUGUUCGACUUCUUCGUCACGGACAAAGGCCUAUGGGACACUUGGACGAGCAUGGUGACCAAUUACGUGUAUCCCGAAUAUUCAACGCCCGACUACAGCAACGUUCUGGUUCCCAUACCGGAUAACGUGAGGAUCCAAUACCUGAUAGACUUGAUUGGCCGUCAAGACAAGGCUGUGCUGUUGAUAGGGGAGCAGGGAUCCGCCAAGACCGUCAUGAUGAAGUCAUACAUGAGGAAAGCGAAUCCGGACACGACUCUGGGUCGUUCGUUCAAUUUCAGUUCGGCCACUAGCCCGUACCAAUUCCAAAAGACCAUCGAGAGCUACGUGGAGAAGCGUAUGGGGAAUACGUUCGGGCCGCCGGGCGGCAAGAAGAUGCUGGUCUUCAUAGACGACGUGAAUCUGCCGCAGAUCAACGAAUGGGGCGAUCAGAUUACCAACGAGAUCGUCCGGCAAACGAUGGACAUGAAGGGGUUCUACUCGUUGGAGAAGCCUGGCGACUUCAUCGUCAUCGUCGACGUGACUUUCCUGGCGGCCAUGUGUCAGCCCGGCGGCGGGAGGAACGACAUCCCCUCGAGACUCAAGAGGCAAUUUUGCAUCUUCAAUUGCACACUGCCCGACAAUGCGUCGAUCGACCGGAUCUUCAGCGUCCUGGGAGAGGGGCAUUAUAACGUGAAGAGAGGAUUCUCGCAAGAAGUGCGUCUGCUUGUGAAGAAGAUGGUUCCUUUGACCCGGAUGCUCUGGGACAAAACACGGUCAAAGCUACUGCCAACGCCUGCCAAGUUCCAUUAUGUCUUCAGUCUGCGAGAUCUUUCGAGGAUCUGGCAAGGUAUGGUCGGCACGUUGUCAACGGUCAUCGACAAGGAGAGCGUGCUGAUGCUGCUCUGGAAGCACGAAUGCACACGGGUGUUCAGCGACCGGUUCACCAUACAAAGCGACAAGGACUGGUUCGGUAAAGAAGUAGUUCACGUCGUGGGCGAUAUUCUUGGGGAAAAAUACGUGGGCAUGCUGGAUCAAGAUCCCGCGUUCGUCGAUUUCAUGAGGGAUGCCCCGGAACCGACCGGUGAAGAAGGUGAGGAUGCGGACGUGGAGCUUCCCAAAGUGUACGAGCCGGUUUACGAUGAUCAGAUAUUGCGAGACCGACUGGACAUGUUUCUCGCGCAGUUCAAUGAGAUGCAGAGGGGCGCCGGAAUGGACCUAGUCUUCUUCCCGGACGCAAUGCUACACUUGGUGAAGAUAUCCCGAGUCAUUCGGCAUCCGAAGGGCAACGUGAUGCUGGUGGGCGUCGGCGGUUCCGGCAAGCAAAGCCUCACGAAGCUCUCCUCUUUUAUCGCCGGAUACAAGACAUUUCAAAUCACCCUGACUAGAUCAUACAACGUGGCUAAUUUCUUGGAGGACCUUAGAUUCCUUUAUCGCACCUGCGGUGCACAGGGCAAAGGCACAACUUUCAUCUUCACCGACCUUGACAUCAAAGAGGAGGGCUUUCUCGAAUACUUGAACAAUAUCCUGAGCUCGGGGGUGAUCAGUAACUUAUUCACGCGCGACGAGCAAGCGGAAAUCAUCUCGGAGUUGACGCCAAUUUUAAGACGAGAGAAUCCCAAGAGGACUCUCAGUAACGAGCAGGUGAUGGACUUCUUCCUGCAGAGGACCUGCCAAAAUCUGCACGUCGUCUUCUGUUUCUCGCCCGUGGGCGAGAAGUUCCGGAAUCGCGCGCAACGAUUCCCAGCGCUCAUCUCAGGCUGCACUAUAGACUGGUUUCAACCCUGGCCCAAGGACGCUCUAAUCUUGGUCGCCAAGCAUUUCCUUCACGACUUUGAGAUCGCCUGCACCGACGAGGUGAAGGUUGAGCUGGUGAACGCGUUGGGUUCCAUACAGGAUAUCGUCUCGGUGACCUCGACCGAGUACUUCCAACGAUUUCGACGUGCCACUCACGUGACUCCGAAGUCCUACUUGAAUUUCAUCGGCGGUUACAAGAAUAUUUAUCGGUCCAAGCAGCACGAACUCGGCGAGGGUGCGAAAAGAAUGGACACAGGUCUAGCGAAGCUCGAGGAAGCGUCGAUAUCGGUCGAGAUCUUGAAGAGAGAUUUAGCUGUGAUGGAACAAGAGCUGGUCCAAGCCUCCGAGAAGGCUGAGAAGGUGCUUCUGGAGGUGACCGAGAGAGCCAUGCAGGCGGAGGCUUUCAAGAAUCAAGUGCAGAGAGUAAAGGAGAAAGCGGAGCAACUGGUAGCCUGCAUAGCCGAUGAGAAAGCGUUGGCCGAGCAGAAGUUAGAAGCUGCGAAGCCGGCAUUAGAAGAAGCAGAGGCCGCUUUAAACACCAUCAAGCCCGCUCAUAUAGCGACAGUGAGGAAGCUGGGUAGACCACCGCACCUUAUCAUGAGGAUCAUGGACUGCGUGCUGAUCUUGUUUCAACGUAAGAUUGGCUCGGUCGUACCUGACACCGCCGCGCCGUGUCCGAGGCCCUCAUGGGCGGAGUCCCUGAAGUUGAUGGCCAGCACGACGUUCCUCUUGCAAUUGCAGAACUAUCCGAAGGACAUAAUCAACAACGAGAUGGUCGAGCUGCUGCAGCCCUACUUCAAGAUGGAGGACUAUAAUAUGGAGACGGCUAGGCGAGUGUGCGGCGACGUGGCCGGACUGCUAUCGUGGACCAAGGCGAUGGCGUUCUUCCAUAGCGUCAACAAGGAAGUGCUGCCGUUGAAGGCGAAUCUGGCGCUGCAGGAGGCACGGCUGAAGCUCGCGAUGGAGGACCUGGCGAACGCUGAGAGAGAGUUAUCCGAGAGGGAGAUGGCUCUGCAGGCGGUCAAAGAGCAAUAUGACAGCGCGGUGGCGGAGAAGCAACGACUAACGGAGGCAGCGAACGUGUGCCUGAGGAAGAUGACGGCCGCGACUGCCUUGAUCAACGGUUUAGGCGGCGAGAAGAUCCGCUGGACCGAACAAAGCGGCGAGUUCAAGAUUCAGCUAGGACGAUUGGUUGGAGACGUUCUGCUGGCGACCGGAUUCUUGUCGUACUGCGGACCUUACAAUCAGCAAUAUCGAGCCAGCCUGGUGAAUGCGUGGAUGAAUACACUGACCACCAAGUCUAUACCGUUUACCAAGAAUCUGAAUAUAACGAACAUGCUGGUCGACAGCGCGACCAUGUCGGAGUGGACUCUUCAGGGGCUGCCGAACGAUGAAUUGUCCGUGCAGAACGCGCUCAUUGUCACCAAGUCCUCGUCUUAUCCGCUCCUUGUGGAUCCUCAGAAUCAGGGAAAAAUGUGGAUCAAGAAUAAGGAAAGCACGAACGAGCUGCAAAUCACCUCGUUGAAUCACAAGUACUUUCGCACCCACCUCGAGGACAGUCUCUCGUUGGGCAGGCCGCUGCUGAUCGAAGACGUGGCGGAGGAGCUCGACCCGGUGCUCGACAACGUGCUCGAGAAGAACUUCAUCAAGUCGGGUUCCAUCGAGAAGGUAAUCGUCGGCGACAAGGAGUGCGACGUAAUGCCGGGAUUCAUGCUGUACAUCACCACCAAGCUGCCGAAUCCCGCGUACAGUCCGGAGGUCUCCGCGAAGACGUCGAUCAUCGACUUCACGGUGACGAUGCUGGGUUUGGAGGAUCAGCUGUUAGGUCGAGUGAUACUUAUGGAGAAAGCCGACUUGGAAGCGGAAAGGGUCGCCCUGUUCGAAUCGGUCAUGACCAACCAGCGCUCGAUGAAAGAGCUCGAGAGUACGCUGCUGCACAGACUCACGUCUUCGGAAGGCUCCCUGGUGGACGACGAGGCGCUGAUAACCGUCCUCCGAGAAACUAAGACCACAGCCGAGUCAGUGAACGAGAAGCUGCAGGUGUCCGCCCUCACCGAGAAGAAGAUCACGUUGGCCCGCGAGGAGUUCCGCGCAGUCGCGUCGAGAGGGUCCAUUCUGUACUUCCUGAUAGUCGAGAUGAGCAACGUCAACGUGAUGUACCAGAACUCAUUGCGGCAAUUCCUAACGAUCUUCGACAACUCGAUCACCAAGUCUACAAAGAGUCCCAUCACCCAUGAGCGAAUCAACACAAUCCUGCGUCACCUCACCUACGAGGUCUGGGCGUUCACCCUCAGGAGCCUCUACGAGCGACACAAAUCUCUGUUCACGCUGAUGCUAGCUAUGAAGAUAGACUGUCACAAAGGCAUCAUCUCCCACGCGGAAUUCAACGCCUUCAUUAAAGGAGGCGCGUCUUUGGAUCUCAACGCGGUAACGCCGAAGCCGUUCAAAUGGAUACUCGAUAUAACGUGGCUGAACUUGGUCGAGAUCAGCCGGCUCGAGGUGUUCGCCGACAUCCUCACCAAAAUCGAAUUCAGCGAGAGGGAAUGGAGGAUGUGGUACGAGAAAGAGAAGCCGGAGGAGGAGGAGCUGCCGUGCGGCUAUCAGAAGAGCCUCGACGUGUUCCGGAAGUUGCUGCUCAUCAGAUCAUGGAGCCCCGACCGAACUUUAUCGCAGGCGAGGAGGUAUAUCACCGAGUCGUUGGGCAGAGAGUACGGAGAGGCGAAAAUAUUGGACCUAGAGGCGACAUGGCUCGAGUCCGAGACCAGAACGCCACUGGUGUGUCUCUUGUCUAUUGGAUCCGACCCGAGUCCGCAAAUUACAGCGUUGGCUAAGCAGAAGACGAUCCCGUUAAACUCGGUAUCCAUGGGACAGGGCCAAGAGUUUCACGCCCGCAGGAUGAUCAGCGAGGCCAUGAACACGGGCGGCUGGGUUCUCCUGCAAAAUAUCCAUCUAUCGUUGCCGUUUUGCACCGAGGUGAUGGAUGCUCUCGUCGAAACGGAGACGGUGCACGAGGCGUUCAGACUUUGGAUGACGACCGAAGUACACCUUCAGUUCCCCAUCGGCUUGCUACAGAUGGCGAUCAAGUUCACGAACGAGCCACCUCAAGGCAUAAGGGCUAGCUUGAAGAGGACUUAUCAAGGGGUGACACAAGACACGUUGGAUUACAGCACGCAAUCGCAAUGGCCACCCCUGUUGUACGCUGUCGCGUUUUUGCACACCGUGGUGCAAGAGAGGAGAAAAUUCGGACCGCUUGGCUGGAACAUACCCUACGAGUUCAAUCAGGCGGAUUUUGCGGCGUCCGUUCAAUUCAUACAGAACCAUUUGGACGAUAUGGAUCCUAAGAAGGGCGUCUCCUGGCCGACCGUCUGCUACAUGCUCGGAGAGGUUCAAUACGGCGGUAGAGUCACCGAUGACUUCGACAAACGUUUGCUGACGACUUUCACACACGUCUGGUUCUGCGACGUGCUGUUACGACCAGGCUUCGAGUUCUACCGAGGAUACAGGGUACCUCAGACGAGAAACCUUCAGGGAUACUUAGACUACAUCGACAGUUUACCAGCCACCGACACGCCGGAAGUAUUCGGGUUGCAUCCAAACGCUGAUAUCACUUACCAGAUCAACACAGCGAAAGGGAUCCUCGACACGAUUCUCAGCGUACAGCCGAAAGAAGGUGGUGUACAGGGCGGUGAGACCAGAGAGAACGUCGUGUAUAAAUUAGCUGAUGACAUGUUGUCCAAAUUACCCAAGCAGUACAACUCAUUCGAGGUGAAGGAAGCUCUUCAAAGGAUGGGGCCGUUGAUGCCAAUGAAUAUAUUUCUGAGGCAAGAAAUAGACCGGAUUUCGAGAGUCAUCAAAGAGGUGCGCAGCACUUUGACGGAUUUGAAACUGGCUAUCGAGGGUACCAUCGUGAUGAGUCAGGGUCUGCGAAAAUCGCUGGACGCGAUGUACGAUGCGCGUAUCCCGGAGAGGUGGUUGAAGAUAUCCUGGGAGUCAGCGACUUUGGGCUUUUGGUACACGGAACUUCUGGAAAGAGACUAUCAGUUCAGACAGUGGUGCAACCACGGCCGUCCGAAGGUUUUCUGGAUGACCGGGUUUUUUAAUCCGCAAGGAUUCUUAACGGCAAUGAGGCAGGAAGUGACCAGAGCGCACAAGGGAUGGGCUUUGGAUUCUGUCGUCCUGCAAAACGUGAUAACGCGUUACAACAAGGAGGAUAUUAAAAAUCAACCGCAGGAGGGAGUUUACGUCCACGGUUUGUUUCUCGAGGGUGCGUCGCUCGACCGAAAAGCCGGCAAACUCGUCGAGAGUAGGCCGAAAGUCCUCUACGAACAAAUGCCAGUCAUUUACAUUUUCGCGAUAAAUACUACAGCCGGCAAAGAUCCGAAAUUAUAUGAGUGUCCUAUAUACAGGAAACCUCAGAGAACGGAUGCAAAAUACGUGGGUUCUAUCGAUUUCGAGACGGAUCACAAUCCUCGGCAUUGGACACUUCGAGGUGUAGCCCUGCUAUGUGAUAUUAAAUAAGAUAGAUGAAUAGACACAGGGAGAUCAAUUUAUUAAAUAUUUCUCCUUUGAUUCCUCUCAGGGCGCAACGGAAUGACAAAUAAGAAAAGGAAAUGUAUAUAAUAUAAGUACAUUCAAGAAUAUGUAGCUAACCAUAUAUACUACAGCCAGAUACUUAGAUGUGCGCGCGCGCGUGUGUGUGUGUGUGUGUGUGUGCAUAGAGAGAGAGAGAGAACAGCGACUACAUUAAUUAAGUUUUGUGAACAAAGAUUUUUCGAAAUAAUCAUGAAAUUUUGCUUCAAAAAUAUGAAAUAUCUCAAUAACUAACUUGACAAUUAAAUAUA